CCUCUAACGACGAGGCUUAGUGUAACUGCACCUUACUCUCUUGCAUGCACCAUCCUUAUCAUCUUCCUUUUCGAAUAAUUAAUAAAGCUGAAACUACUGUUACUGUUCUUGCUUAAUAUAUAUGCUUAUUUAUGGAAAAAAAAAAAAGAAUUGCAGGACUGGUUAGGUUACUGUUGUUGCAUGCUUAAUAGUCACGAGUUUGGCAUCUUUCCCAUUACAUUACCCAAAAUUAUGAGCACAAUGAUAAUUAUGAAUCUGUUACUAAACCACGACUGUUACUGUUUGACAAAAAUCAUGUUGGGACCUUCAAUGCUAUUGCUAGCUCCUCAACUACUUUUCCGGUCUUCCCCUUUCCUCCCCUGCAAUACACAUGUCUGCUGUAUGUGUCACAUGAUCCCAGUAUCACUUUUCUUGAGGUCGUUGAUGGUUGAGAAAGAAAAUCAGUCAGAGAUGGAAUGUGAGAGCUGUUACGAAUUUUGCCUCGAAAAAUCUGAGUACUGAAUUUCAUACUUCCAGUCAUAUAAAGGGUCAUUGGCAUGUCACUAGAGGGUCAUGGACAUGACGCCAAAAGUCCAUGGCCGGCGAGACGAGAAGCAAGCAAUAGCGAGAUUUGGAACAAGAUCAAGCGCGAAGCAAGCUACACUCCAGCAUGUACGAUAGUUUCAAGAUGAUGAGGGGGAGCAGUUCUUCGUGGUAGUAAUCAAGAUGACGGUUCUCUACAUAGUCACUACUCCAUGGUUACAAAUAGAAAGAGAGGUCGACAGAGAGCUAGAGACAAUGGUUCUCAAAAUCAUACACCUGACACCUAUGUCAAGUUUUUGUUUUUCUUUGUCAAAGUAGUCAUAGUCGUAGUUUGAAACUCUCAUAGGUGUAUGAGUAACUUAAUGUACUUUUAUUUUCAAAAAUCAUCAAUCAAACACAUUCGUUGAAACUUUAUCCAAAUAGAUACAAAACCGUAUGUCCGUAAUCACCAACAAAAAAAAUCAAAUACACAAUUGAAUUAAACCGACAUAAGUUUCCUCACUAAAAAAACACUCAACCAUCAAAUAUACGCAUUACAGAAACACAUAAUCCCACAAUAUUACCAUUGCCCCCCAACUCCACUCUGCCACCAUAACAAAAUUCAGUUGGAGACACAGAUACGUAGCUACACUAGAAUGUGAAUGCCUGACACACGUGUGUGUGGGUUCAGCUUCAGCAACACCUGCACAACAAAACACUCGACUUACGUUUCAUAAAACCCCUAGCCUCUCUCUUCCAGUCUUCGCUAACCUCCAAACAAUUCAUAACAAAAUCAAAACUGGUCAGAAAAAAGUAGAAGAAGAAAAAAAGUAUGCAUGUCGUCGUUAUGUCAUUUACUGCACUGAACCCAUUGAAGGUUACGUUGGGGCGCUGACUGGCAGUGGCAGGCCCUGCCCUCCUGCCUUUUACCCUCGUCCAUUAUAUCUGACUUCCAUCUCUACCAACACUGCAAACCCUCUCCAGAGCUUGCUCUGUUUUCCCCUGUUUUGCUCCCAUGUUCCCCUUUUUUCCUCUGUUUUCCUAAUAUAAUAAUACAACAAUGCCGCACAAUCACAACAGCAAUAAUAAUAAGCUGCGGCAGAUACCGCCCUGCCAUCAUCCAUCUCAGAGCAAUAAUAACAACAACAGCAUUGCAGUGGCAGCAGCAGCCCCACCUCUCAAGAUUCCCCGUCUUUCUUCCGACUACCCUGCCACCGGUUUGGAGGGGCUGUUGAUCUGGAACAUGGACCCAGCAGCUGUUGCGGCCCAUGGGUCGGCGACGACUGCUGGUAAUCAGAAUCGGCCUUCAGUGGGGCUGGGCCUGGGCCUUACAACCGGCGGCGGUGCUGGCGACGAUCAGCAGCGGCAGGGAGAAGAGGAGCCAGUGGGUAAAUCAAUGGUGCAUGGGUUUACACUGCCGCAGCUGCAAGAGCUGCAGCUGCAAUCAGUGAUAUACAGGUAUAUAGAGGCCGGAGCCAGAGUUCCUCCCAGCCUCCUUGUCCCUAUCUGGAGGAGCCUCGCCGCCGUCCCUCUCCACCGCCGCCACCACCACCCUACCUUGCAUCAUCUCUUCCCCAGCUUGACGCAGUGCAACCUGCAAAUGAUGGGUAUGGAGUACUACAAGAACGGUGGGACACUGGAUCCGGAGCCAGGGAGGUGCAGGAGAACUGACGGGAAAAAAUGGAGGUGUAGCAAAGAGGCUUUGCCUGACCAGAAGUACUGCGACAAGCACAUGCACCGCGGCCGCCACCGUUCUAGAAGCGCAAAGCAAGUGGUGCUCCGACCUCCUCCUCCUCCUCCUGCUAAUUCUGCCGCCAGCGGCGGGAAUGAGGCUGCGAACGGCAGCGGCGGCUGUGGUUCUCAGAGCAGCGGGAGUAGUAGCAGUGCUGGGAGUUGCAAUGUCGGCGGCAAAAACAACAUAUCCAAGGCGCACCCUCACUACCUUUGACUUAGCUCUAGUGUUCUUCCUUCUUUUCUCUUCCGUUUUUUGGGUUUGAUUUUGCUGUGUCGACGGGUGCAUUGCAAGCAUGCUCCAAUGGAGGCAAAAAAAAAAAAAAAAGAAGAAGCUGUAGCUGGUCUUGUUGGCUUUGAUGAUGCAUGUUAUGGUGUCAAAUUGAGUGACUUGUGUUUGUAUUUCGAGACUUCUCUCUUUUGUUUUGGUAUCAAAUUGAAAGAUGCAUGUUGUGGCUUUUUUAUGUUUACCCUUGCCUUGGGGAGUGAGUUUGUUGGUGACGUGACUUAAAAUUUAGCUUGAGUUGGAAAUGGAAAUGAAUAGCUUUGGGAGUCAAAUUGAAGUUUCAAAUAUCAUAUUAUCGGUGAGUGAAGUAUUGUAAAAGGUGACUAAAGUUUUUUUUUUUUAUCUACAGAGGGAGGAACUAAGUUAUAUUCAAAUCACUUAGGUGUGUCAUCUAUUCGAACAAAAUCGUUUGAGAAAGUGAGGUUGGUCAGUUUGAAACUACAUAUUUUUGGAGAAAUUUUGAAUUAAUUAACUAGUAUUAUUUUCUUGUACGAAAAUGAAAAUAAUAUAGGAUAAUUUAUCAAAUCCAUUAACUAAUUAAUACAUUAAUAAUUAUCUUCCAAAGUCGCAUGGCUUAUUCCCAAUAAAAGAGGGAAUAAUCAUGCAAUUUUGCACAAACCCUCUAAACACAUAAUUCAGAGAGCAGAAACAUGAAAGAGAGUAUUUUUCCAUGGAAAACUGAUUUUUAAACAGACCAAGAUUCAUAGAAAGUGGUUGUUUUAUUCUCUAUGUUUAUUGGCUGAUAAUUUGUUGUGCGCAAAUACAAAGUAGUCUGAUAAUAACAUUUUAAAAAGAGCAAACUAGCCAAAAGUAAGAUAGCCUAACAGGAAAGUCGUCGCGUUAGUGAAGAUUUGGGAGUUGCAUAUCCCAGGUUCGAAUCCAAGCGAGGCUCGUUGGUAUUCCCGAAAGUACAAGACUACUGAUGACGAAACCCCGUUGACGUCAAAUUUGAUUUUAGGUGGCGCUCAAGUUUGAUAUCCUUAAUUUUUUGGGGUUAGAUUUCAAUGUCAUUGUUGAACUGGACAUGAUCAUGAGUCGCCAGCGGUCAAUUGAAAGAUUUCAAGUUUGAUUUUUUAUUAAUGCUAUACUCUCAAAUGUAUAAGCUAUACGAAUCGCAGAUCAUAAUUGAAAAGUGAACAAUAUCAUCUCCGAAUUCUUUAUCCAAAAAACAAAAACAUAUCAUCUCCAAAAUGAACUGACCAAGCUUUGACAAAAAAAAAAAAAAAAGAACUGACCAAGAAGAAGGAUCCAUGUCAAACUAAAGUUUGAAGCGUAAGUGAUGGGCUUUAUUGUUUGGGAGCCGUUGGAUGCCAUGGGUUUAUGUUCCUUGAGAUUGGAAUGGGGUCCACACUUCCUUGGGCCGAUAGAUACCAAUUGGGCUUGGGUUAACAAGCUUGAGCCUUGUUGGGGGGCCUUUAGGCUUUAACCACGUAACUUUUUUUAUAAAUCAGGAACCUCAAUUCUACGUGGCACGUGACACUUUUGUGACAGCGGGAUCUACUAAAUCUGAGGGGUUCACCUGUUUGAACUUACCUCGUUUUGCAAAGGUUCAUCACUAGGAUUCCAUUGUGCCUCCGAGAACACUUACCUGAUAUCUUGGAGGAUCGAACCUGAGAGCUGCCCCUCCCAAAUCGUCACUUUUCUUCGUACUUACACCAUUUAGGCUAUGUGACCUUUGGCUACUAUAUGCAUUAUAUUAAACAUUAAAAAAAGGUAUUCUAUAUUGGUUUGUGAAGGGUUAGAUAAUUAACGACGAAUUGGAAUCUAGAAUUCACCUUACACAAGGUUAAUAUCUUAAAUAAAGAGUGAAAGUUUAU
Messenger RNA from Linum trigynum, 4335 nucleotides. The record is from the annotation of a GenBank genome assembly. NCBI's taxonomy places the organism in Eukaryota, Viridiplantae, Streptophyta, Magnoliopsida, Malpighiales, Linaceae.